This is a messenger RNA of Fibroporia radiculosa, 1767 nucleotides long. RefSeq lists its product as uncharacterized. The coding region runs from base 1 to 1767 and encodes 588 amino acids. NCBI's taxonomy places the organism in Eukaryota, Fungi, Basidiomycota, Agaricomycetes, Polyporales, Fibroporiaceae. The record is from RefSeq and is a predicted model, not a curated record. The transcript has 2 exons.
AUGGAGAUCUGGGGAUGCGAUUCUAUGUCACAUAAAUGUGGAAACAUGGUAUCGAAGGCUGGCAUAUAUGGCCACCGAUGCGUCAUCUACGCCAGAGAUUAUGACACAGUCACGAGUCGUGCAUCGACGUAUGCAAGCUGGCCCAAAAUAAUCAAUCCAAGCCGUGUAUUCAACGGUGUAUACGCCCGUCCUCUGAACUGCAUCCACAAAGAAACACUUAUCAGGACAGAGAAUACGUCCGACCCAUAUAUUGCCGUCUCAUACGUUUGGGAUCCUGAUCCGGUUUUCACUCAUUGCCAGUGGGUCGGCAGGUCUGUCACAACACAAGCAUUGCAGCUCGCCGCACGGCUGGGGGCACAUACUUCUCUUCCCCUCUGGAUCGACGCUAUUUGUAUCCCACAGAACGAUACUCCAGAGUCCACACGUGUGAAGUUGAUGGAGCUUGCAAAAAUGGCGGACAUAUACCGCGGAGCGCUGGGCGUCCUGUGCAUAGUCCCUGAGGUCGACGAUGAAACAUGUACCUUCGUCGAGCAUAGUGCUGCAAUGCUAGACAUGGAUGGUUAUCGCAUGCUCGAACAGGCAGGCGAUGCCCACGGUGCCUAUAUGUUCGCAUCCAGAGGCGGGAGUGACGUGUUGCGGACGCUCUACGGAAGUCGAUGGUGGACGCGAGCAUGGACCUUCCAGGAGGCAGUCCUCAACUCGAGGACUUUCCUGGUGGGGAACAACGAAGAGAGCAUUCCUGUUCAAGACGUCCUCAAAAUUGCGGGUCCAAUUGCGCGGCGAGCAGCGACACAAAAGACCUCCGUGCUAGGCCAGUCGUCCAGAUUCUGGGACGCGGCUGUUUCAAUGGCUGAAGCUAGCCGUGAGACUAUGCCUCUGGCAGAAGCCAUGGCUAGCGUCUGGAGGCGUCAAUGUACUGUGCUGCACGAUAUGGUAUACUCGGUGCUUGGUGUUUGCCAACUUCAAUCGGUUAUCCCAGCGUAUGACAAGCCGUUUGGACUUGUUUUGAAGGAGCUAGUGGAGGCAGCCAAUGCGAAAGGGGAUUAUUCCUGGCUUCGGUGGGCCCACUUGAUGAAGAUGAACCAACCCUCUCAUAGCUUAGUGCCCCGCCCACAGGCAGUAUUCGAUAGUCCUGCCAGCAGUAUCACAAGGUGGCAUUCGGUCCCAUUGCCAGGGCUCCCGCCUGCGCGCGGUGACUCGGAUGGCGUUUCGAUUCCUCAUCGCUCGAUUGGUGUCGUGAGGUGGCAAUCCGAUCCGCUUCCCGUACGGGAGGCAAUCCCAACGCUCGAGAAGCGAGGGCACAAUUCCGACGAGAUUUGGGAUCUAAUUUUUGGUAUGCAAGUAGGGCUAGCGUCGGAUAUGGACCGAGUGACUGGAGGGUCAGGCAUAUCGAGACCUCUGCUCAGCCUGACAGUGGCAUAUCUAGAGGGCACAGCUGCCGAGUUUAAUGAUCAUGUGGGCGAAAGGCCGUUCACACCAGGAAUAGGUUUCACGAACUACGCGUCGAUGGCUGCAAAAGUAUGGCAGGAGACGAAACUUAUAAUUUUAUGUUCACAGGGUGGAACGACUGUUGUCCGAGAGAAUGGUGGGUCAGGGAAAGCCAGGAUACACAAACUACCAAUAAUAAGCGAGGGCGGGGUUCCUCUCGGCCUUGUGGUGUAUGAUAACAAUAGGUAUAACACAGAGGGUAUCGGUGUUGUGCUUGAGAUCAAAGGCACUGGACAUGGAGCAUGGCAACUUACUGCAUUUUCUGCAUCACAAGACUGA